AUGGCCAAAGAGAACCUAAACAACGUUCUCGUCACUGGAGGCGAUAGCUUCAUCGGCUAUCACAUCGUCUCCAAGAUCGUGCAAACAAACCCUACGUGCAAAAUAUCCGUCCUCGACCUCCCUACCUCUCUCCCACGGUUCCCUUCAGUCCAGUAUCACGACAUUGACAUCUGUGACAAGCCGUCCGUCCUCGCCGCGAUCAAGCAAAUCCAGCCCCAGGUCAUCUUCCACGCAGCCUGCACCUACUCCCUCUCGCUACCAGCCGAAACACACACCAGAAUCAACCUCCACGGAACUCUCAACGUCCUUGAAGCAACCCAGUCCGUGGGAACAGUGAAAGCGCUCGUUUUCCAUUCUAGCACAUCAGUCAUUGAAGACGGGUCAUCCCCAGUCAUAAACGCUACGGAAGAACUUCCCGUUCUUGUCGCCCCAGAGCAAAAGUUUCCGUACCCGCUCUCCAAAGCUCUUGCCGAGCAAGCAGUCCUUAGUGCGAACCGAAAACAUGGCAUGGUGACCGUUUCACUCCGCCCAGCGAGCUGCUUUGGCGAAGCCAAUGAGGAAAUGAUUGAGAAGUUGAUUGGUGUGGCGAGAAGUGGGAGAGGGAAUAUCCAGAUGGGAGAUGGAACCAAUCUGUACGAUUUUGUGUAUGUGGAAAAUGUAGCCGAUGCACAUCUACUUGCUGCAAAGGCUUUACUUCGAGCUGUGAAUCAACCACCGGCAGAGGAGCAAAGAGUGGAUGGGGAAGCAUUCCACCUCACGAAUGACGAGCCUUGGCUUUUCUGGGAUUUCACGAGGGAGGUUGCGAAGCAGGCCGGGUAUGAGGUGAAGAAAGGAGAUAUCAAAGUUGUUCCGAGGUGGGUGGGGAUGUCAAUGGCCUUCCUUGCAGAGUGGAGUGUUUGGAUCGUUAGCGGAGGGAAGGAGCCGGGUCUGACGAGGUAUGGGGUAAGGUAUAGUUGUUUUACCAGGACUAUAAGUUGUGAGAAGGCGAAGAGGAGACUGGGAUACAGGCCUGCUAUCAGUAUGCAGGUGGGGAUUGAAAGAAGUGUCAAGUGGUUCCUGGUAAGUAAGAAAGAUUCACUGAAGAUAUGA
Hyaloscypha bicolor E is the source of this 1089-nucleotide messenger RNA. RefSeq names its product sterol-4-alpha-carboxylate 3-dehydrogenase. The record is from RefSeq and is a predicted model, not a curated record. NCBI's taxonomy places the organism in Eukaryota, Fungi, Ascomycota, Leotiomycetes, Helotiales, Hyaloscyphaceae. Gene Ontology annotation, molecular function: 3-beta-hydroxy-Delta5-steroid dehydrogenase (NAD+) activity. Bases 1 to 1089 code for a protein of 362 amino acids. The transcript has a single exon. Gene Ontology annotation, biological process: steroid biosynthetic process.